Messenger RNA from Ceutorhynchus assimilis (cabbage seed weevil), 981 nucleotides. Lineage: Eukaryota; Metazoa; Arthropoda; Insecta; Coleoptera; Curculionidae. The record is from the annotation of a GenBank genome assembly.
AUGGCCAGUUUAAAAUUGAACAAAAAGCUUCAAGAAAAAAUAUUAAAAGAAGUUCAACACGGUGAUAUUUCUACUUUACAGAGUUUCAACUUGGAGAAUCCUUGCUUCCAUUGGAGCUCCAUAUCUUACGAAAAAACUGGGGACACCAUCCUACAUGUAGCUGCGAGACUCGGCUACGUAACAAUAAUCCACUAUUUACUCGACGAAUUCUACCCUUGUGCAGUUAACGUGAGAAAUAAAGAUGACAAAACUGCUUUACAUGAAGCGGCUCAGUUUGCUCAGCUUCAAAGUAUUUUGAAACUGUGCUCAUUUAGAGCUGAUGUAAAUGCGCUGAGAAGGGGCGACUGGACAGCUUUGAUGCUUGCCUGCACUAAAGUACAAUCUGAGAGUAAUUUACUUAUUGCAAAGGCUUUGGUCAAACGAGGUGCCCAAGUCAAUUUGCCUAAUAAAGAUGGGUGGACUUGUGUGCAUAUUUUAGCAAGAGAAGGUGGAGAAGAUAUAUUUGACUAUUUAUUAGAGCAUGGACUUCAAGUCAAUGUUAAAACAAAAAAUGGGAGAACACCAUUACAUAUUGCAGCACUCCAUGGAAAUAUUGGCUUUAUAUCAAAACUAAUUACUUACAUCGAUAUAGAUUCAAAAGAUAGCUGUGGCAAUACACCUUUACAUGAAGCUAUUUUAGGACAACAUAUUAAAAUAGCUGCUGUGUUAGUAGAACUUGGAGCUGAUACUUAUGCGAAAAAUAACAGUGAUUUAAGUGUAUUGCACUUGGCAGCUAGUCAAAACAGUCUACAAGUGAUUAACUAUAUUUUAAGUGAAUUGAAUGGUGAGAUAAAUUUCCAGAACAAAAAUGGUUGGACUGUUGCUCAUUGUGCUGCAAGAAAAGGGUUGAGAGAAAUUUGUGAACAUUUGAAAACUCUUGGAGCUGAUCUAUCCAUAAAGGAUAACUUUGGAAGAAGUGCUACGGAUUAUUUAUCAUCAUAG